UGUUGUUAAACUGCUUGCUGCGUGUGAGGCUCACUGUGUUUUCUUUACUUCAAAUAACAGAUUAUUUAUCUUAUACGGAAAACCAGAACGUGAAGACGUGGCAUAUGAUCUAAUAUUCGAUCAUAAUUCAGUUCCGUGAGGAUGUCCGUCCACAUGUGACCUCCACUCUGCUUGUGUAACACCGUGUCAUAACAACAUUCCCUGCAGCCGCCGCUCCUUCGGCAGACCUGACGGAGGAGUUCCCUCUCCGCUGAUUUCAAAUUUUCAGCCGCAAGUUACUUCGACAUGCUUUCCAGCGUGAGACUGUGCAUGUCCCGACGCGUGGCCGCCCUGGUGCCCAGAUGUGUAACUUCCAGAUCGGGGGGAUUUGUGGCAGCAGCCACCGGCUGCAAGCAGCAGCAGCGGCGGGGCUUCAGCAGCGCGGAGCCUGCUGGUGUCAGGGUGCUGUAUGACGGACUUUGUCCCAUAUGUGUGACAGAGAUCCGCUUUCUCCAGUAUCUGCAAAAAAAACAACCUGGGAAGGUAGAUUUUAUCGACAUCUCUCUGCCUGGCUACGACGGAGCCAAAUACAGAGACGUCAGCUACGAGAUGGCCAUGGAGGAAAUGCACGUGAUCGAUGAAAAAGACGAGGUUCACCGAGGAGUGCCAGCCUUCGCCGUCAUGUACGGCGCGGUGGGACUCGGCUGGCUGGGCCGCUUCAUGAUGUGGGCGCCUGUCAGGCCACUCAUGGACAAAUCUUAUGCCAUAUUCGCCAAGAAUCGUCUGAAGUGGACCGGGCGUGGGGAGGAGUGCGCAACAGGACGCUGCGAAAGGAAAACUCCUUGACGAAGCAAAGAUGGCGAAGAUAAAGGAAACGGACUGUUUAACUAUGAUAGUUAAGCUUGCUUAACUGAUUUAUAAUGUGUGCUGCAAAAGUUUUUUUUUUUGCCAUAUAAAAGGUUUUGCAAAAUCAUCAUUUGCUGGUUCUUUAUUAACUAUUCUUCUUACAAAUUAAAGGUUAAAAAAACCUCCUUGGCCAUUUGAUCCCCAGAUUUCUCCUACUGUGUCCACCUUGAUGCUAGCUGGCGUCCACAGCAGAGGUCUGCGCCGCACUUUGAGAACCACGGCACACAUUUUGUUCAGAUGUUCAACCUUUCAUAGUAAAACGUUUAGUAAUUAGUUGAAUCGUGUGAUUUGUAUAAAGAUGAAGGUUUUAUGUUUGAAAGAUGAGCGCUGUUAAGUUCCACAGUGGAAGCGUGCGCUGCAGCUGCUCCCUUC
Messenger RNA from Salarias fasciatus (jewelled blenny), 1257 nucleotides. RefSeq lists its product as uncharacterized. The transcript is spliced from 3 exons. The record is from RefSeq and is a predicted model, not a curated record. Bases 286 to 825 code for a protein of 179 amino acids. Gene Ontology annotation, molecular function: protein-disulfide reductase activity. Lineage: Eukaryota; Metazoa; Chordata; Actinopteri; Blenniiformes; Blenniidae.